Prunus persica (peach) is the source of this 2006-nucleotide messenger RNA. Its product is annotated as betaine aldehyde dehydrogenase 1, chloroplastic. The record is from RefSeq and is a predicted model, not a curated record. The coding region runs from base 199 to 1806 and encodes 535 amino acids. The transcript is spliced from 14 exons. Gene Ontology annotation, molecular function: oxidoreductase activity, acting on the aldehyde or oxo group of donors, NAD or NADP as acceptor. NCBI's taxonomy places the organism in Eukaryota, Viridiplantae, Streptophyta, Magnoliopsida, Rosales, Rosaceae.
CAACCGAAAACGAGGAAAACGAUAACAACUAAGAAAAGAAAUGAAAGUACAAAAAUUAUGACAAAGACCCGUAGGAGAGGAUGCUAGAGAAAAGUUUAAAGUCCAUUGAAAAAACAAUGCAUGCAUAAGUCCAUACUUGACACUUCUGUGUCGACUCAGUGAGUGUCUGUGUGACAGUUGACUUAAACAUUGCUGAUCAUGGCCGUCCCUGUUCCUUCUCGUCAGCUCUUCAUCGCGGGCGAAUGGAGAGAACCACUUCUGGAGAAACGGAUCCCAAUCAUCAACCCCGCCACUGAAGAGAUUGUAGGGGACAUGGCAGCUGCUACUGCUGAAGAUGUGGAUAUGGCAGUGGAUGCUGCUCGCACGGCGUUCUUCAGAAAUGAAGGGAAGGAUUGGUCCUCUGCUUCUGGUGCUUAUCGUGCGAAGUUUCUUCGUGCCAUUUCUGACAUGGUAUAUAUUAAUCUCAUGAUCAUAAUUGUUAAGAUACAGAGCAGCUCCGCAAUUUUUUUUUUUCUUGACCUUCUUCUUCUUCCUAUUUCCAUGCAGAUUUUGGAGAGAAAGUCUCUACUGGCCAAACUUGAAACAAUCGACACUGGCAAGCCACUAGAUGAAGCAAUAUCUGAUAUGGAAAGUUGUGCUUCUUGCUUCAAGUAUUAUGCAGAGCUUGCAGAAGCACUGGAUUUGAAGCAAAAAAUUACUGUGUCUAUACAGCAGCAGUCAUUCAAGACCCAUGUCCUUAAGGAACCCAUUGGAGUUGUUGCCCUUAUUACUCCUUGGAACUACCCUCUUUUGAUGGCUACCUGGAAGGUCGCUCCUGCUCUGGCCGCCGGAUGUACUGCUAUACUCAAGCCAUCCGAAUUGGCAUCUGUGACUUGUUUGGAGUUGGCAGAGAUUUGCAGACAGGUGGAUCUUCCUUCUGGCGUCCUUAAUGUUGUGACUGGGUUAGGCUCAGCAGCUGGUGCCCCUAUGUCAACUCAUCGUCAUGUUGACAAGAUAGCAUUUACUGGAAGCACAGCAACAGGAAUUAAGGUCAUGACAGCUGCAGCUCAAUUGAUCAAGCCUGUAUCAUUGGAACUUGGUGGAAAGAGUCCAAUUCUUGUGUUUGAGGAUGCAGACCUUGAUACUGCUGCAGAAUGGACUAUCUUUGGCUGCUUUUUUACAAAUGGUCAAAUCUGUAGUGCAACAUCUCGUCUUCUUGUUCAUGAAAGCAUUGCGGCUGAAUUCUUGGAAAAACUUGUUGACUGGAGUAAGAACAUCAAAAUCUCUGAUCCCAUGGAAGAAGGUUGCAGGCUUGGUGCCAUUAUAAGUGAAGGACAGUAUGAGAAGAUCAUGAGUUUCAUUUCAACAGCCAAGAGCGAAGGUGCAACCAUUCUAUAUGGAGGUGCCCGUCCUCAACAUCUUAAGAAAGGGUUUUUCAUUGAACCAACAAUCAUAACAGAUGUUAGCACCUCAAUGUCAAUUUGGAGGGAGGAGAUUUUCGGACCGGUUUUAUGUGUCAAAACAUUCACUACGGAGAAUGAAGCCAUCGAACUAGCAAACGACACUGACUAUGGCUUGGGGGCUGCUGUGAUUUCAAAGGAUUUGGAAAGGUGUGAACGCUUCACCAAGGCUGUGCAGUCAGGGAUUGUGUGGAUAAACUGCUCACAGCCCUGCUUCAAUGAAGCCCCCUGGGGAGGCAACAAGCGCAGUGGAAUUGGGCGUGAACUUGGAGAAUGGGGCCUGGAAAACUACUUGAGCAUAAAGCAGGUCACCCACUACACUUCUGAAAAGCCAUUGGGGUGGUAUUCUGCUCCCCGAAAACAGUGAAGAAGGGAAAAUUAGAAGAAGAAAAAAAGCGAACGCAGUGAAGAAGGAAAAAUAAAAUAUAAAUGUAAUAAAUGUAAGAAAACAAAAUGUAUAUUAUAACUACUAUAUUGGAUGCACUUGAUGUUGUAAACUUGAAAUGGUAAAUGGAUUGUAGCUCAAGUGAUGAUAAGUAUUUAUUCUGCAUCCGAGGUCUUAAGUUC